Messenger RNA from Dentiscutata erythropus, 438 nucleotides. The record is from the annotation of a GenBank genome assembly. Lineage: Eukaryota; Fungi; Glomeromycota; Glomeromycetes; Diversisporales; Gigasporaceae.
AUGAAGUUAUGUAUUUUGCCAUAUACGAUUUACUCUAAGAAUUUGGACUUAUUAGAUGCCAAAAACCAACAUAUAUAUAUCGAUAAUGAUGUAUCUUCAAUAAUUGAAGAAAAGUUUAAUAGUGAAGGUUUAGUUUAUACUUUAUCAACAGAAACUCUCACAGAAGAAUUAACUCAAGAAAUAAGUCAAGGUUUAAAAGUAGUUGAAGAAGCUAGUUAUAGCAUCUCAGUGAAAGUAAGUAUGCCAGAAAUUCUAGCAUUGCUGAAAUCCAAAACAGAAAAUAUAUCUAGCUCUGUUACUGAAGAACCUUCGAAUAAUGAAUUGAAAUCAAUAGAAUUUGGUCCAAGUGAGAAGACUGUACAACCAAAAAUAUCUACCACUGUUGCAAAGCUAACGUCACCAAUACAAUCGGAAUCAAAAACCCAAACAUCUUCAUAG